CGCCGACAGUCGAGCAUCGUGUUCGCUCGCUAACGACAAAAACCCGCGAGUGAUUCCCAAGUGAUGUUGACUUGUGACUAGUGCCAUGUUGUUCCAUUGUGCUAUUCUGGUGGCCCUGCUCGGCACUGCCGCCGCCGCUUGGCAGGAGAAUGUACGCCCGAAGGUCUUCGCACAACUAGGAGUGGAUGACACACACAAGUUUCUCGGCAAUGAAACUCACACAGACUACUUCAGGUUGUUGCUGCGAGAUGGAAACUUCAUGCUCAUUGGCGGGAGAAACGUGGUGUACAACCUCAGUCUUACAGAUCUGACAGAACAAAGAAGACUGGUCUGGUAUUCAGCUGAGAGUGACGUUCAGAUGUGCGUUGUGAAGGGAAAAGAUGAGGAAAGCUGUCAGAACUACAUCCGUGUGCUCGUUUCAUUGGGACCAGGAAGAUUACUCAUCUGUGGCACAAACAGUUUUAAGCCUGUUUGCAGAGAAUACAACGUACAAAGAGAUUCUUAUCACAUGGAAAAGGAAAAAUCAGGCCAAGCUGUUUGCCCUUACGACCCGGAACACAAUUCUACGGCGGUCUACGCUGAUAGUGAAUUGUAUUCCGGAACUGUGGCAGACUUCAGCGGCAUGGAACCAAUAAUUUACAGAGAACCUCUGCAAACCGAACCGUAUGACGCCAUGACGUUAAACGCACCGGAUUUCGUCAAUUCUUUGGUGCACGGCAACUUUGUGUACUUUUUCUUUCGGGAAACUGCAGUCGAGUACAUCAAUUGUGGAAAGUCUGUGUUCUCUCGUGUGGCCCGCGUGUGUCGCGACGACCGAGGAGGCCCUCAUCGCUUCAAGCAGCGAUGGACGUCCUUCCUCAAGUCCAGGCUAAACUGUUCUGUGGCUGGAGACUUCCCGUUUUACUUCAAUGAGAUACAAUCGACAACAGAGCUGAUCGAAGGCGUCUACGGUGGACUUCCAGCUCACUUGAUCUACGGGACUUUCACGACUCCACCCAACAGCAUAUCAGGGAGCGCCGUGUGCGCAUUCAGCAUGCAAGACAUCGCUGAUACCUUUGAGGGUACUUUCAAAGAGCAGAGCGCAAUCAAUUCCAACUGGUUGCCUGUUAAUUCGGCAAAGGUACCAGAACCGAGGCCAGGAACAUGUCACAACGACUCCCGACAGCUGCCAGACCAGACGCUUAACUUCAUUAAGACCCACGCACUCAUGGACGAGUCUGUACCAGCGUUCUUUGGGGAACCAAUCGUCAUAAGAACCAGUUUUCAUUACCGGUUUACACAAAUCGCUGUAGACCCACAAGUGAAGACACCAGGGGGAAAGGCAUAUGAUGUUCUCUUUAUUGGAACAGACAAUGGCAAAAUCAUAAAAGCAAUCAACGCAGUGUCGUACGAUACGAAUAAACGCGCCGCUCCAGUUGUCAUUGAAGAGUUGCAGGCAUUCGGCGCUGGUUCGCCAGUGAGAGCAUUGAGGGUUGCGAGAGCUGGAAGGGAUGCAGCCAGACUCAUUGCCGUAUCCGACAAGGAAGUGCUCAGCUUGCGGCUUCAUAGGUGCUCCAGUGAUAAGAUUAGCUCUUGCUCAGAAUGCGUUGCUCUACAAGAUCCAUACUGCGCUUGGGACAAACAGGCCGGAAGAUGUCGCGCGUACACGCACGGAGUAAGUCGGUGGCUAGACGAGAAUUCUUUUUAUCAGAGUGUCAGCACUGGAAGCCAUGCAGCCUGCCCACACAGUAAGGAUGCUGGAGCUGUUGGUGGGUUGAGUUCUGGCUUGUAUGAUGAUGCUCGGGGAGAAAACAAGGGUGAAGUAAUUAACAUCGUGCAAGAUAAAGAAGGCAAAGGAAUUAGUAACAACAAUGAAGGACCAGAAGUUCUUGCGGCUGAUCCACCUCCUGCGGCAUAUUCCGUAGAGACAUUAGCACUAGCUGUCGCAGCAGGAGCUCUAGCGGCUUUAGGAGCAGGAUUUGCAGCAGGAUAUAUCUGCGGAAGACGAUGCAAGAAAGAUGACGAUGAUAACAUGCCAUACCCAGACACAGAAUACGAAUAUUUUGAACAAAGGCAAAAUAUUAAUAGAAUUCAGGCAGAACCUAAGCUCCUGCAGCAGGUCGAAGAAGUCACAUACGCAGAACCAGUUCUUGCCCCUCAACCGAAGCCAGCAUCACCAAGAGCAACCCUGCGCAAACACCCUCCAUACCACCCUCAUCAUGAAACACUCUUCCAGUUCCAACCUGACUCAUACCGGCGGGACAACUUCGGCACUCUUCGCUCGCAUCAGGUCAAUGGGGAUGGGUACCGGCGCGGGAACGACAACGGGUUCUCGACCACGCGCUCAGUAAAGAAAGUGUACCUCUGAGAAACAAGCGGGGCGGAUUCGCGCGAGCAGAUGCAUCAUCACAAACAUAGUACGCAUCAUCACCACACGUUGGUGUCUCAGCGCAGCAGUGGCUCGGGGUCGCUGUCGGCCGGAGGGAGCUCGUCGUCCCCCUCGCCCCCCUCGUCGUCCCCGUCGCCGUCGACCGAGCGGCCCCCCCCCACUCCGCCGCCCCCCGCCCCUCAAGCCUGCGCCUACAUCUACCGCAACUAAAGCGACCGCCCCGCAACUACCACUUCUCUGACAAAUCCCUGAAUGGACGUUCCAAAGACAUUCCACGAAGGUGCGUGAUUGUUAUUCCGAUUGUGUAAAUCUUUGUUAUUGGAUAUGGAUGUUUUGCUAAUGCAGGAGGUAAAUUAGGUUAUUUUGGCUCUGUUAAGCGUAAAAUAUUCGAGUUUUCGGCCAAUAUAACCUAUAUUAUUCAAACUGUACGUAGACUGGAUAAAAUGAAUUCAGUCGUUGUUAAAUAUAACUUAAUUGUUCAUAAUAUGUACCCUCUUUAAAGUGUGAAAUUUGAAAUUGCUGUAAUUUCGACUGGCUACGAUAUUGUUUACGAAAUACUUCGUGCAAGGAGAAUUGCCUGUUAUGAAUAUUAGAGUGGUCGGUAUAAUUCCAACACUGGAGGGAUUCCGUUAGGUGAGUAACGGUCUCUUCCAAAGAUUUAUAGCCUGCUACGAAACGCAGCUAAGUACAUAAAAAAUAUAUUUAAAGACAUAUUAAAUGUAAUAUGUCUAUGGAUGAAAAUUGAAAGUACAGAAAACAUUGUAACAAAUUUGUAGAUUGUUUAGAUUAUAUUACAUAGUUACAUAUAUUAUAUAGGUAAAUUAUAAGUUUUGUUGGUAACAUGUUGAUACGUAGUUAGUGUAUAUAGGUGGAAUAAUUGCAUUUUUAACCAUGCGUUUAUACUUACAAAAAUAUCGAACGCAAUAAUAUAAUUAACUUGCAAUCUCAGUUACCCAUUCAUUUUAGUGAUGACGUAUAUUGACCGAAAAUGCUUUUACACAAAUUCAGAAUAACUUUAAAAUUUAAAGAAGUAAUUCAAAUACUGGCAACUUUAUUGUCAAAGUUGCAUUUAAUAUUGCAUUGAAGGGGAUUAGAUGUUUUAACUAUCGUAUAUCGCUAAAUAUGUGAUGUAAACAAGUAAUUGGUGUAUUCGUGUAGUCAUUACGAGUUGAACCCGAAGUGUAAAGAUUUAAUGAAACAACAUAAUAUGCAAUUUAUACCUACCUAACUUGUAUAAUUGUAAAUAUUCUGAUAAUCAUUCGUAACAUUAAAGUGCUUCUUAUGGAUGUAUGUAGACUAGGAUAGAAACGUUUUGACUAUUCGGUAAUGUUAUAGAUUUAGCCAUUAUAAUAUAUAGAUUUAUAGUGUAAGCGAUGCCAAUUGAGAUUGUUGGUGCGAACAUUUUAUAAUAAUUAUUCAUUCUAUGGACAUGUUAAAGCGCGAUUCAGUCGAUAAAUUCACUAUGUCCACGUGUAGUAUUAGUCGUCGCACUAGCCCAUGUUUUGGUAUAAUUAUUUACAGACUACAGAUUUUGUAAAACUCUUUACUCUACAGAAAAUAAAUGCUCGUUGCAUAUGAUAAAAACAAUUAAAGUCGAGCUGGCAGCACGCAUAAUGGCUGUCAGUUGUCACUGCUGUAAUCACUUGUCAAGUGACACUUGAUAUCGAACGCACGUCAGACGCAUGUCUGUCUAUGAGUAAAUGAUUACAACAAAACAGGGAUGUGUAAUACGACAGCAAUGAUUCUAAAUGAUAACCAUAAUUGUGGGCCAAACGUUAAAUGAAUUUCGUUUUGAAACGUUCCUGUUGCUAAUAUUUUAUAGAUGAAAAUCUUCUUGGACACUAGUGUCCAAGAAGAUUUUAUGCUACCUAGGUAGCCUUUUCGAUUAUAGUGUUCAAAACUUCACAUAUUGUUGACAAUUGGAUGUAUAUAAGAAAUGUCAAUUCUAUUUAUAAUGACAUAGUGCCUAAGUAGGUAUGGCGGAAUAGUGAUGUAACAUAUGUUAUUCAGUCCAGUUAAUCGCACAAGUAUGUACGUACUCUGACAAAAUUUCUUAUCUUAUUCUAAUUUUUUUUAAUGAGGUUAGUGGCUCGAGAUGCAAGUCCAUAGGCAGUCUUAUUGUAAUUAUUUUCAAAAUGUUAUAUACAAAAACUACUUGAUACGAACUUAUAUAAUUUUCUUUAAAGCAUGUCAAUAAUGCAUGGAAAUUACUAUAUACUUGUGCGUUUCAUUGGGCCCUUUUUAUAUAUUGAGUCGACUGAGUUAGUACGACGUAGAUUAGAGCGACAAUAGUAUUUAAUAUGUUAGGCUGGGUGCACAUGUAACGAAUCCGGUGAAAAAAAACUUUGGAGUGAAAGAGAAAGAGUAUGCGUCGCAAUGCGAGUGAAUGGAAGGAAUACUUUCGUUUGCUGUUGUUCGUUAUAUGUGGACAAAGCCCUAUACAAAGGUUUCGCUUAGUUUUUAUAUUGCCAGCCCAUUCUUAACAUCUUAAAAUUGUUCUUAUUACCAUCUUUAUUUUGAUGACUCCAUUUUUUUUAUUUACCUUUUAUUUCAGUAUUUUAUUAUAGUAUUGAAAAAGUUCUUAGUCCUCUCUCCCGAUCUUUUAUACAUUAUAAUUAUAAGUUUAGACAUUAUAAUAAUGGAAAUAUUUAUUAUAAUGUAGAAACAGACAUAUUAGAAAAUUUAUAGCGCCUCAUAGAUAGGUAAGAUGGCAUUCUAAAACCUUAUUAAUAUUUAACAGAAUACUCAAAGUAACUUACGAUUACAUACCAAAGACGAUUGUAAAGAGUAAUAAUAAUUUAUAUUUGAUAUUAGUAGUUUAGCGUGUAUUCCUUUGUAUUUUUAAUUAUUUUUUAUCGAUACUGCCAAUUUUAAAAUUUACAUAAAACGCACAGCACUUUGGUUAAACUUAUUUAUUCUAUUAAGGCUUUCGUAGACUUUUCAACAUUAGAUACCGUUGGACUAUUAAAAGCGGUAUUGGUAAAUAUAAUAUUAAUUUCAAUGAAUUUUAAAAUGUCAACGCAAAGCAGCGUCCGUUGAAACUUCAAAGGAUACUUAUCUGAAUAUUUACCUCAUUUUAAAAUUCUGAGAAAUUUUCUUAAGAGGAACACGCAAGUAACGUAAAUGUAUAUAAAAAGAUUUGUAAUUUAUGAAAACGUGGAGAAAAUAGAGUGUUAAGCGUUAGGAAUUAAGUGCUAAUUUCGAAGUGUUACGAGUUGUUUUGUAAUGACAAAAAUGAUAGAAUGUACAAUAACCAUUUCUACGUUCAAAUAACUGAACCACAUUUUUAUACUCGUCAAAACAUGAACAUGCCUAGGUAACUUAUGUAAGCGUAAAUUAUUUAUUAAAUAUUGAAAAUUAUAUUAGAAGUAUCAUACCUACCUAACGUAUUUAAGGAUUAUAGACCGCUUAAUUUUGUUUGAAAACUUGACGCCUUAGUGUUAGAAUUUGAAGACUUUUAUUAUAAAUAUGUUAAAUGUAAGUACAGAGAAUUCGAUUUAAUUAAACAUCAAAUAAUUUAAUUAAAAUAAAAUUAUGGUUAAUAGCGCAUUAACAUAACACUGUUCUCAAAGUUAACCAUCACGUAAGUAAUACAAGAACAUAUUUCAAUGCAUUUCAGGUUAGAUUAGUUUAAAUAUCCAGAUGGAGUAUUGUGUUUGACAUAAACGUUGAACCGUGCGUAGAGGCGCUUAACAAGAUGGCUAUAGCUAUGUCGGCUGCGUUAUUCUGUACUCUGGUAAUACAACACCAAAUAUCCUAUUUUAUAAUACUAUUGUAAUAGUAAUUGUAAAAAUAAUUAAAUCGUACUAAAAACAAUAAAGCUCAAUCAAAACAACUUGAUAAAAAAAUUGUUACGAAGCAUUCAAAGGAUUUCAAACAACUUAUAAUUUAAGCAAAUAAUCCAUCUAGAUAUUAAUAAUUUAAUAAUACAAACUAAUAAUGUACGUUAUAUAAUUAUUAACUUGUGUUAUUUUGUUUUUGCCAAUUAUGAUUAAAUCAAUGAAUUUCGGUACUAUAAUCUAUUAACACCUAUUACGCUGCCGUUAAGCUGCCCGUCACAAACAGUUUUACCAGCUUCAAGCGUAAAAGCGUUCUUGUUUAAAUUGAAUUAAUGUGGGUGCUAUGACGUGCAUUUGCUAAAAUUUCUAAGCACGUAAGCACUAUAAUCUGAGAAUACUCGAUUAUUUUCUCUCUCUCUCAUCCUGAAUGAAAUAGUUAGGUCUUGACCAGACAGUAAAUGAAUAAACAGAAAUACACCUAUCACGCUGUGUAAAUUAAUAAAUGAGACACUAUAAUAGUUAUUUAUGCAACUGUUGAGUAAUAUGGGGUAUAAAAACGGGAAUGUACGUUUGAGAAUAGUAUCACAUGAGUGUUUUAAUACCCAAUUAUCAACAGUAGCAAACAAGACUUUAUCUGCACCCAUAAUAUGAAUCCUUAAAAAAAGCCAGUCCUAGUAACCAUUACAUCAUCCAAACGAGUGUUGUAAUGUUGUACUGAAUUUCAUUACAACAUCCGUUUGGAUGAUGUAAUGGUUAUUAGGAUAUUGGGUGUUUGAAUGUUGGCAAUAAGCUUAAGAAUGUUUAAUAGAGCAAAUAAAGCAUGGGUGUAGAUAAAAGUUUAUUUAAAAAUUAUAAUUUAAAAUAACAUAGGUACAUGUCUUUGGCCAGCACAUUAGUUUUGCUUACUGUUAAUAAAGUUAAUAAGUUCUGUGCUGACCCAUAUAUAAAUAUCUAUUAAUAUUUUAUGUUGAUGCAUUUCUCUAAUUAGUUCAUAAUUGUUAUUUACACCGAAAAAGUGACGGGACGAGGAAGAUGACAUUGAUAGACAAAAAUAUUAUCCGUGCGUAUAGUAUGAAACUUCAUUGAUUAAUUAUAUUUAUAUUUCUGUUUGUGCAAUAUUUUUCUAUUUCCAUUUCAAAUAGCUUUCAAUUCAUAAUUAUUUUAUAUUUGAGAAGUCAGUACUAUAAAAGUGCCUAUGUAAUUUUGAUUGCGUCUCUAGGGGUACAUACCCUUACUUACAUCCAUCAGUUUGCAUCCGCUGUUUCAGUCUUAGUAUGUUUUUAGCGUGCCUUUAGCUAUAUCUAGUUACCAUAACCAUCAGAAUGGCGUUAGCUUGGAUUUGAAGAAAAAAUUUGCGUACACUUUAAAACGAUAUACUAGUGGUGCGUUAUAUUAUUCACAUGUAUUAUAGUAUAAUGAUAAUGAUACAAUCAUAUCAAAAUUGAGUUAUGAACACAAAACUGGUCACGUGAUUCAUAUUAACGGACUGACAAAAAUGACAGCCCUACUGUCACUCUUUAAAUGAAAUCAUGACUUAGUAGCCAAACCCACACUUUCUAUGGUAUACAGUGAUAAUUAUUAAACUUUAACCACGUAUUCUUAUCCGAGCUUGAUGCUGAUAAGUCGAUCGUGUUCGCAACACCCUGCCUCUCAUUUUUACAGCAUUUAUAUUUAAUAAUAAAGACAGUGGGUAUUUAAAUAAAACACUUUUUAAAGGAUUAAAAUGCAUGGAAUUGUUUUUGUAUUUUUUUACAUUAGGGUUUUGCGUAAAAGUUACAAAUUUAUUAUUAUUUAGUUACGCCGACCUAAGAUGAUCUAAGAUUUAAAAAGUAUUUGUUUUAAUAAAUGUGUAAAACUCGUGUUAAUAAAAAGAAAUCUAAGACGGUUGUAAUCACAACCACACGAUACAAGUGAAAACAAGACGAGGUUAAUAAUACGAAAUACAACCAUUUUAAUGUUCUAUAUUCACUAUUAAUAUUUGUAAUAUUAUAUAUUUAAUUAAUUAUUCAAUGUGUAUAAAUAAUUUGGUCUGACUGAUCGCGCUCCAUUCCAAUUGUCUGGAGACGACGUUACCCGAAUGAGCGUUACACGUGCGUUACAAAGCCGAACGUGAAGCUUAGACUCAUACAAAAUAUGCACAGCGCAGCAGCGAAGAUUUUCACUUAUAAAUGCCUCAUUUAAAUUCUGGAACAUUUUGAGACGCAGAGUGUAAGAGAGCUAUUGAAAUCUACAAAUCUAAACAAAGACUGACAUUAAAAUAGGGUUUUUGAAUUAUGAGGAAAUGCACACAGCAUUAAUGCUUCACCAUUUAAUAGGUACCUUAUUAGAUAUUUACUUAAACAAUACAGUCUGUGUUCUAAAACACUGAAUAAACUUUAAAUACAUUAUCAUUAUGAUAAGUUUUCAUUGAAAAAAAAUGCCAAUUUAGCUAGAUUUGAUGUAACUUUAUUCAAACACCAAGCUAAUCGUCAUUUGAGUGGUUCAUUUAAAAUAUUUAAUAGCGUAUAUCUUUAAAGUUCCCUUGUGAAUAUAACUCAUUCUAAAACCUACCUAAUUAAGUUAAAUACGGCAUUGGUUUGCUUCUUAGACACUCCAUAGGAUAAGUAGGAGUUUUAUAAUGCAAAGCGCAGUGAUAGGACUGUUACACGACAAUCGCUGCCAAUAUUUAUAGAGUGCAAUUUUUAUAACUAGGAGCAAGAUCAAAUGACAUUGAUUUGUAAAAUACAAAAUGGUGUUGAGCGAUAUUUGGACAUUUUGUAUUUUCCUCAUCAUGUUGCAAAUGUUAUGAUCAUUUUCUCAUUAAAUAUUAUUAAUAUAUGCUAAAUAUUUUAGCAAAGGAUAAAGUGUAUUCCUUUUCUUUAGUAAAUAAAAUAUUGAAACUUGAA
Molecule: messenger RNA, 9032 nt
Organism: Leptidea sinapis
Lineage: Eukaryota; Metazoa; Arthropoda; Insecta; Lepidoptera; Pieridae
Gene: Sema1a
Product: semaphorin-1A
Exons: 17
Coding region: 86-2347 (753 amino acids)
Biological process (GO): positive regulation of cell migration; negative chemotaxis; semaphorin-plexin signaling pathway
Molecular function (GO): chemorepellent activity; semaphorin receptor binding
Source: RefSeq, a predicted model, not a curated record